CCCCUUUGCCCCCUCGGGCGACCUCAACCAGAAUAGGCCGAGCGCCAGAUGUGGGGCGGGAGGGCCGGGGCCCUGCUCCGUGCGUGGGGGUUCUGGCCAGCGGGAGCCCCUGGAAGGAGACCGCUAAGCUGCCAUGCGGCGUCGCCGGCGGGAAGCAGCUCAGCCCGGUGCUGGAACUGCGGCAGCCCAGCGGGCCCCGUGAGGAAAGACGGGCCCUUCUGCCCGCAGUGCCGGGCACUGCAGCCCCCUGACCCGACUCAGGACUACUUCAGCCUCUUGGACUGCAACCGUUCCUUCAGAGUUGACACUGCAAAGCUCCAGCACAGGUACCAGCAACUACAGCGUCUUGUCCACCCAGAUUUCUUCAGCCAGAGGUCUCAGACUGAAAAGGAGUUCUCAAAGAAGCAUUCGACCCUGGUGAAUGAUGCCUAUAAGACUCUUCUGGCGCCCCUGAGCAGGGGACUAUAUCUUCUAAAGCUCUGUGGAGUAGAGAUUACUGAAGGGACAGAUUAUGAAAUGGACAGGCAAUUCCUCAUGGAAAUAAUGGAAAUCAAUGAAAAACUUGCAGAAAUUCAAAGCGAAGCUGCUGUGAAAGAGAUUGAAUCUAUUGUCAGAGGUAAACAGAAAGAGCUGACUGAUAAUGUAAGCAGAGCUUUUGAACAAGAUGAUUUUGAAAAAGCCAAGGAAAUAUUAACAAAGAUGAAAUACUUUUCAAACGUGGAAGAACAGAUCAAGUUAAAGAAAAUUCCCCUCUAAUAGUUGCUAAUUUUAAAGUUUUUAAAAUAAAGUUCUUGCAUAUUUCCCUUCUGGUUUCUGCUAAUUGAAAAUAGAUAUACUGUAAUCACUUAUCUUAAUUAAGGAUGUGAUUCAAUCAUUAAUAGAUGGCCAAGUUCGUCAUGCCGGUGGAAAUACUUCUCACCAGAGCCUAAGUGGUCAGUUCUUCUGUGAUACCUGAUGCAUCAUGCCACUAUCUAGGCCAGUGGAUGAGAAGAUGGGGAGAGAGCCAACCUGAGGCUCUGUAGUAGGGGUCAGCAAACUUUCUCUGCAAAAGACCAGGUAGUAAAUAUUUGACUCUGCCAUUGUAGAACUUUAUUUAUAAAACAGGUAGUGCUCUAGAUUUGGCCUUGGGCUUGCCAGCAUCCCCUCAACAUACCUACUUUCUAAUGGCGUGAUCUUCAGUAAUAGAUAAUCCCCUCAUUAGUGUGGCCUUCAGGACAUUCUACAACCAUGCAAAGAUGCCUACAGGUAUUUUAUUUCAAAAUGUAGAUAAUAUUAUGAAGAAUUAGUCUGGGGACUUCCCUGGUGGUACAAGGGGUUAAGUCUCAACACUAUGAAGCUAUCCACAGCAACUGCAGCACCAGUUCAAUCACCUGCCAGGGAGGUGACCCACAUGGCGCAGCAGACCUCUCCUGUCUCACCCUUUGCUCCCCUCAGCAGUGUAUUUCAGUAGAUCUGCCUGUUCUGCUUCCCACUCUGUCUCUGGUGAAUCCUCUCACCCUCUGCACCUCUGGCCUAUACACCAGUUCUUGUAUGCAUA
Molecule: messenger RNA, 1537 nt
Organism: Talpa occidentalis (Iberian mole)
Lineage: Eukaryota; Metazoa; Chordata; Mammalia; Eulipotyphla; Talpidae
Gene: HSCB
Product: HscB mitochondrial iron-sulfur cluster cochaperone
Exons: 6
Coding region: 49-756 (235 amino acids)
Biological process (GO): [2Fe-2S] cluster assembly; protein complex oligomerization
Cellular component (GO): mitochondrion
Molecular function (GO): protein-folding chaperone binding; ATPase activator activity
Source: RefSeq, a predicted model, not a curated record